CUCAUCACAGGACGGCUGAAGCUACAGAAAUCAGUAUCAGCAUCUGCAUCAUCUCAUUGCCUUCGCCAUGAAGACGCUGACUGUGUCUGCACUUGUUUGUGCCAUGAUUGCUCUGACUCGAGCUGCUGCUCUUCCAGAGGGAAAGCCGGAAAACAACCAAACAGCAAAGAGCGAUCUGGUGAAGAGAGGAGUGUAUUGUUCCUACGGUUGGACUGAGCGCAGCGGUCGCUGUUUCCGCUACAUUCCAAGACCGAUGACUUGGGCUGAAGCUGAGAAAAACUGUCUGUCCCUGGGUGGAAACCUUGCAUCCGUCCACAGCUUCCUGGAGUACCAUGAGAUUCAGUGGAUCAUCGUGAGCAGCAGUCAUGAGUCUAAAUCAACCUGGAUUGGAGGCUCUGAUGCACAAGAGGACAAGAAAUGGUUCUGGAGUGACGGUACUCUUUUCAGCUACUCAAACUGGUGUGCUGGAGAGCCUAACAACCAGAACGGCAAGCAGCAUUGUCUGCAGAUGAAUUAUGGAGCUGGGAAGUGCUGGGACGACGUAGAGUGCAGCUAUAAAAUACCGUCUGUGUGUGUCAAGAGAGUCUGAUUGGUGGACUGACAGCGAGGCAUGCAGUACCCGUAACACAGAGGGAGUCCUGUUGUGUGCAUGAUCGCAAAUACAUCUGACUGUAUUUCAUAUCUAUAGCUUUCUUUUCUAUCGCUGUAACGCUACUUAAAGAACGAUACGACAAGUGACAUCAACAGGAGCUGGACUGUCUUUGAGGCCUUGUGCCUUAAUAAGAGUGUUUUAUGGAGCGAAUCCUUUUAGCACAACAUAUAUUCUACACAUAUAACCCUUCUUUCUUUCUGCAUGAAUAAAAGACUCAAGCAU
Molecule: messenger RNA, 874 nt
Organism: Anarrhichthys ocellatus (wolf-eel)
Lineage: Eukaryota; Metazoa; Chordata; Actinopteri; Perciformes; Anarhichadidae
Product: ladderlectin-like
Exons: 7
Coding region: 68-589 (173 amino acids)
Source: RefSeq, a predicted model, not a curated record